GGCCGACGACGUCAUCCACGUGGUUGGCGUGACGUCAGUUAUUCUUAUUUAUUUACUAUACUUGAUUCUAUCUGUUUGAUUUUCACUGCUCUAUUCCAUCCCUCUCUGUGUCUAUCUUCUAUCUCUCUAUCUGUACUCUACCUCCUCAAUCUACAAAAUGCCUUCCAUGCACGAUCGCAUCCGCGAGGACCUCCUCCUGCACGAACGCUCGCUCUGGACGGCCCUCACCUCUGCCGACCCGGGCCCGGCCGUCGAGAAGCUGUGCAACGAAGACGCCAACCUGCUGUUCCCCUCGCUGCCGAUUCUGCAUCUCGAAAGCGAACCGUCCAUCAAGGAGGCCAUGGCGCCCCCUUUUCAUCGGUUCGACAGCUUCUCGCUCGGUGAAGUGCGCACAAUCGUCAUCGAUCUCAUGGCGGGGGUGGUCACGUACACGAUCCAUGCCACGAGGGGGAGGAAGGAGUAUAAUGCGCUGGGAUCGACGACUUGGUCGCAGGGUUCUGAUGGGGAAUGGCGCAUUUGUGUCCACCAGGAGACGAUGAUGUGAUAUGUCUGUAUUUAUUCUUUUUUUUAUACUACUAUUAUAUUCCUGAUAUAUGAAUGAUGAAUGAGUAAUCAAUCAAUAAUUAAAACUCAAUCUGUAGAGCCGAACACUACUAUUACAGUGGCAUUCAAUAGUACAUAGUAUAGUUCUAUGGUACCAUUGCUAUGGUGCUAGUACCGAGUAACUGCGGUAACUCCUGCCGAGGAGUAGAUUAAGGUAAAAUAACCCAGAUAGCAGUAUUAGUAACCAAUAACUCGGA
Messenger RNA from Penicilliopsis zonata CBS 506.65, 800 nucleotides. RefSeq lists its product as hypothetical. The record is from RefSeq and is a predicted model, not a curated record. NCBI's taxonomy places the organism in Eukaryota, Fungi, Ascomycota, Eurotiomycetes, Eurotiales, Aspergillaceae. The transcript is spliced from 2 exons. The coding region runs from base 158 to 544 and encodes 128 amino acids.